Messenger RNA from Perkinsus marinus ATCC 50983, 990 nucleotides. RefSeq lists its product as hypothetical. The coding region runs from base 1 to 990 and encodes 329 amino acids. Gene Ontology annotation, biological process: mRNA 3'-end processing by stem-loop binding and cleavage; mRNA transport. Lineage: Eukaryota; Perkinsozoa; Perkinsida; Perkinsidae. Gene Ontology annotation, cellular component: histone pre-mRNA 3'end processing complex; cytoplasm. The transcript has 9 exons. The record is from RefSeq and is a predicted model, not a curated record. Gene Ontology annotation, molecular function: histone pre-mRNA stem-loop binding; mRNA binding.
AUGUCCUCAGAUGAAGAUUCUUUCGGCAAGGACCUGGAGUCACCAAAAGCUGUGGCAAGAGUAGCACAGCAACCGGCAAAGCCGUCGAAGGUCUGUUGGGCCGAUUUCAACAGUGAUGACAGUUUCUCUAUGCCUGUGCCUCCUAUCAAUCGUAGAACAGUAGUGAGAGGUGACACUACCUUCCCCAAGGUCGCGUCAGCCCCCCUAGAUGCGCAAGAUUCGUACCUCGAGCCGCCUCCGGCCGAUGCGAGCAAGCUGGCUGAUGGUGUUGCAGGCUUGAUGGCGGCUCCUGAGGAGAGUCGGCCGGCUGGGUUCGGCUUCCUGAUGAACAACACUCGUAUUGUUAUACCUGAGGACUCUAAAGGGAGUGUUACAACGUCCGACUUCCUCAGCAACUUGCCAGGACUGCUGGAAGACAGUAAGCGGCUCACAGCCAAACGCCUGUCCUCUUCGGUCUCGGCAUGUGGCGAAUUGGAGACAGCGAGCAAGUUCCGUAAACUAAGCGGUGGGAAGAGAGAUGCGACCAAUGGCCCGUCGUUCUUUCCUGAUCCUAAUGCUAACGGCCAUGUCGACCCGAUCUUCGGCAAAGAUCGCCCCGCGCACGUGGAAUGCUCCACUGAUAGCGCCAAGACGCCUCAAACUGAGCUACGUCGUCAUCGCCCUAUUCUGAGAGCCCGAAGGAAGACCACUGGAGGGUCCUAUACGAAGACACCACUGUCGGAGGUUCCUGCUACGGAGGAACAGUGGCAAGCACGGGCUGAGCAGCGGGCUAAACAAAUUGAGAUAGGCAAGAUGACAGAAAACUACUUAGCCUAUAGGGCCGCGGUUACUCCGACGAGACGGAAUCCAGGGGUGGACCCCAUAACACCAAACCCCAACGAGAGGGUCAGCAAAAGGGCGUUCGAUGCAGAACUUAAGCAGUGGAGGAAGAAACUGCACAGCAUUGAGGUACCUUCAGUGAAGGGAAGUGGGAGUACUGAUGAAGGAUAG